GUCAAGGUGGAGGUGUGAAGCAAGCCUAAAGGCGGGCAGAAUCAUUUUCAUGCAUAGUCAGCAAACUGGUAAUGAGCUAUUACUGGAGCAAUGGAUGCAAGAACCAUGCAAAAGAAGAUUUAAAUGGGUGUCACAUGGGAGAUUUGUUUGAUGAUGUUCUUGGUGCCUCCUCAUCCAACUACAUUAUGGUUUUGGUUUAUAAGCAAAGGGGGAGUUGAAUGAUCAAUCUUAUCACUCUCACAAGAAGAAGUCCUUGAUAACUUAGGAGCAAAAAUGGCUUGUCAUUUUCGAUCCAUAAGUAUGCCUACGAAACGCUCCGCCGUGCUGAAGUUUGAAGAAGUGCCGCAGAAGCUAAGAGCUUCUGUGGAUUCUUCCUCCUCAACCGCGCAGAUGAUGUUAGAUAGGGUGAGAGGGAUCGGAUAUUUGUAUGAAUGCAUCGAGGAGCUUCUUUCUUUGCCGAGCAACCAAAAUGGUCUAUCGCACCCGCAACAAUGGAAAUGGGUGGAAGGAGAACUGGAAGAGUCUGUUGCAUUGCUCGACACCUGCAGUGCAAUGCGGGAGAACUUGGCUGCAAUGAAAGCGCACAUUCAGGAACUCAAAUUCACGAUUCGAAAAGGGAAAAAUGCAGCCAUUGAAAGCAAAAUGCAAGGUUACAUUCGAUUGGUGAAAAAGGCAAAUAAGGAUAUCAAAAAGCAGAUGCUUAACCAGUGUGGGGCUAUUUCUCACAUGAAAAAGCAUCAAGAUCUAUCAAACACAAUCAGGCUAUUGAUCGAAGCGAGAGAGGUCGCUGUCUCUUUCCUCCAAACUGCUAUGUCAUUCUUGUCAAAAGAAAUGGUCAAGCCCAAGACUAGCAAGUGGCCUCUUCUCUCGAAGACAUUUCAAAAGAGGAAAGUAGCAUGCGAUGAGGAGCGAGAGGAUGAAACCUUAUUCUUUGCUUCUUUUUCUAGCAAGGAUUUCAAUGAACAGAAUGCUCUGACGGCGCAAAACCAAUUGCAGACAUUAGAGGCCAUCAUUGAAGGUCUAGAGGUUGGACUAGAAUGCCUAUUUAGACAACUGAUCCAUUGCAGGGUUUCGCUUCUUAAUAUUUGUAGCUUAUGAAAGAUUUCUUCAUACCUUGAUCCUCUAGCACUUAUUAAUUGGCAUCCGCAUUUUAGAGGAUUCGCUGAUUGGAAAUCUUUCGUCCUUGUACACAAGUAUACAACUCAAAUGAUGUAUAGCAUGCAGUUGCAAAUUGAGAUUGCGUGUCUAGUCCUUUUUGAUCACAA
Molecule: messenger RNA, 1265 nt
Organism: Ananas comosus (pineapple)
Lineage: Eukaryota; Viridiplantae; Streptophyta; Magnoliopsida; Poales; Bromeliaceae
Exons: 2
Coding region: 274-1098 (274 amino acids)
Biological process (GO): shoot system development; root development
Source: RefSeq, a predicted model, not a curated record